This is a messenger RNA of Talpa occidentalis (Iberian mole), 1843 nucleotides long. It is a transcript of the gene TCERG1L, whose product is annotated as transcription elongation regulator 1 like. Gene Ontology annotation, molecular function: RNA polymerase binding; transcription coregulator activity. Gene Ontology annotation, cellular component: nucleus. The transcript is spliced from 12 exons. Bases 1 to 1779 code for a protein of 592 amino acids. The record is from RefSeq and is a predicted model, not a curated record. NCBI's taxonomy places the organism in Eukaryota, Metazoa, Chordata, Mammalia, Eulipotyphla, Talpidae.
AUGCCGGGGGGCGCCGGGCUCCCGCGGCGGCGGCGGCCCGCGCAGCAGCCCCGGCGGCGGCCUCUCGCCUGGCCGGGGAGCGCGGCGCCGCCGCCCGGGCUCUGGCUGCUGCCCGGCUCGGCCGCGCUGCUCGGGCCGGGCGCGGGGGUCGGGGUCGCGCCCCCGCCGGUGCUGCUCGCCGCGGCGCAGCCCCCCAGCGCCGCGCUGCUCCCCGCGCUGCCCGCGCUGCCCGCCUGCUGGCCGGCCCCGGGCGGGCCCCUCCUGCCGCUGCCGCUGCCGCUGCCGCUGCCGCUGCCCGCCGCGCCGGACCUCGCCGCGGCCGCCGCGCCCCCGCACCCCGCGCCCGGCGCGCAGUGGCUGCUGGGCGGCCAUUCUCCGCCCAUCGGACUGUCCCCCUCUUCUGCAGUGGAGCUGGUGCCCAUUUUCCCACACGUCUGCCCGUCGGCUCUUCCUCCUCCCGCGGGGAAGACUUGGCUGGACAAGAGGAUGCCCGGCGGCAAGAGCUUCCGCGGAGAGAUCUUUCUCAACAAUUCCUUUGCCCUGGACUCGACGUGGAUCUAUCCCGAGGACUCGAGAUUGUUCCAUGGACACGACAAGCCUCUCCUGCUGGCGAGUCAGGUGGCUGUGGCGCUGUCCCGGCCGGCGCCCGCCUCCAGGCCUCUGCCCGCAGCGCUGGCCCUGCAGCCCGUCCCAGGUGCCUGUCCCGGAGGCCUGAAGCCCGUCGGCGGCAGCCCCAGCAUCGCCAUCGCCGCGGCUGCCAUGGUCUCCAUGGACCCGCAGGGCCUCGGGGGCCCCAGUCCCCCCAGUGUGCAGCCCUGCCACUUCCUGACCUUUGCCCCCAUCAAGAUCCCCCUGCACCCCGGCCCUUUCUCAGGUAGGAGCCGGGAGCGCGGCCGAGCGCCCUGCCCGCCGGCCCUGCUGCUGCACGCGGAGCGCCGGAGCCCGGCCGGGGACCCGGGACACCAGGAGCCUCCGCCCCUCCUGGUGACCAGAGAGGACGGCGCAGCCAAAGGCACGCGACCCGUGGCGUCCACCCCGGUGCCCGGAUCCCCCUGGUGCGUGGUCUGGACCGGCGACGACCGGGUUUUCUUCUUCAACCCCACGAUGCAGCUGUCGGUGUGGGAGAAGCCGGGGGACCUGCGGAACCGCGGGGACCUCAACCGCAUCCUGGAGGACCCCCCGCACAAGCGCAAGCUGGAGGCGGCAGCAACCGACCCCGGCGACGGAUCCAGCUCGGAGGACGGCAGCGACGACCAGAACGUGAAAAGCAAGAGGAACCGGACGGAAGGCCGCGAGAGCCCCGGGCUGGCUGAGACGGACAGCGGCGACCCAGGCCCCAGGACGCCGCCCCCGAUCCUGCUGCCCCUGGAGGAGCGGGUGGCCCACUUCCGAGACAUGCUCCUGGAGCGUGGGGUGUCCGCGUUCUCCACCUGGGAGAAAGAGCUGCAUAAAAUCGUGUUUGACCCCCGCUACCUCCUGCUGAACUCCGAGGAGCGGAAACAGAUAUUUGAGCAGUUUGUCAAGGCCAGAAUCAAAGAAGAAUACAAGGAAAAGAAAAGCAAACUGCUGCUCGCCAAAGAAGAGUUCAGGAAGCUUCUGGAGGAAUCUAAGGUGUCGCCCAGGACCACCUUCAAGGAGUUUGCCGAGAAAUAUGGCCGGGAUCAGAGGUUUCGACUUGUGCAGAAACGAAAGGACCAGGAGCACUUCUUCAACCAGUUCAUGCUUGUUCUGAAGAAACGGGACAAGGAAAACAGACUGAGACUCCGGAAGAUGAGAUGAGUGUGGGAAAUGCAACAAGACUGAGAGUUCCGGGCAAGGGGCGAACAGAGGAGGAAGCACAGGC